Molecule: messenger RNA, 1692 nt
Organism: Copidosoma floridanum
Lineage: Eukaryota; Metazoa; Arthropoda; Insecta; Hymenoptera; Encyrtidae
Product: esterase FE4-like
Source: RefSeq, a predicted model, not a curated record
GUACUGUGCUUUCAAAGGCAUCCCUUACGCGGAGCCACCUAUCGGUGAACUACGAUUUAAGGAUCCAGUGCCCGUAAAAAAGUGGAUUGGUAUAAGAGAUGCUAGAAAGUACGGUCAAAUGUGCGUCCAGUACGAUUGUUUUAUGACCCUGAGGGGUGGCUCCGAGGACUGCCUGUACUUGAACGUUUACGCAAAGACUCUUGAUAAAGAGAAUAAAAAAGCGACUAUGGUAUUCAUUCACGGCGGUGCUUUUUAUUUUGGAAAUUCGGACGACAUGUUUUAUGGUCCUGACUACUUGAUCAGGAAGGACGUUGUACUCGUAACAAUCAACUACAGGCUCGGUGUUUUCGGGUUUUUAGAUUUAGAAAAUGAAAUAGCUCCAGGAAACCAAGGUCUGAAAGAUCAAGUAAUGGCUUUACAGUGGAUCAGGGAUAAUAUUGGUAACUUUGGUGGUGAUCCGGAAAAUGUCACUAUUUUUGGUGAAAGUACAGGUGGUGCUGCUGUUCAUUACCUUACCUUGUCUCCACUAUCAAAAGGUUUAUUUCACAAAGCGAUUUCUCAAAGUGCUGUGGCUUUUAGUCCGAUAUGUUUUGUUAAAAAUGGACGUAAAAAUGCCACUGAGCUCUGUACACUUCUUGGAAAAUCAUUGAGCGAUCCAAAGAAAAUUUUAGAAUAUUUAAAAACAGUUGAUUCCAAUAAGUUACGUGAUGCACAAGAACAACUUAGAUUAUCAAAGAUCACAUUUCCUUUUGGACCAGGAGUAGAUGAUAAAUCCCUGUCGCCUUUCAUGCCCUUUUCAGCUGAAGAAAUGUCGGAGAAAGGUGUUCAUAUACCUUAUCUUUUAGGAUACACGAGUGGCGAGGGAAUUCUUAUGUUAUCAGAUGCAUUUACUGUCAAGGGCCUUAAGAGGAGUGAGCUUUUCAAAAUCUUGGAUGAAAAUUUUGAUUCUUGUAUUGAUGAAAACUAUCUUAGCGUACUGAAUAGACACAAUAUAAUACCUAUGCAAUUGAAACGUCUAUAUUACAAAGGUAAACAAAUAUCGGAGAAAAACUGCAGUAUUUAUGCAAAAUUUGUUGGAGAACUAACAUUUAUUGAAGGAAUUCACAAGCUCAUAAAAAUUCAAGUUAAUAAAAGUUCAGCACCAACGUAUCUUUACAAAUUCUCGUAUGAUCAAGGGUUUUCAUUGAUCAAGUCCAAGUUGAAAUCAUUGCAACUUCGAGGUGCAAGUCAUUUUGAUGACUUAAAUUAUAUCUUUAAAAUGAAUCUGUACGACUUAUUAGGAGUACCACAUUUGCAAAAAGGCUCACAUGAUUAUAAGGUAAUGGAGCAAAUAACGGAAAUGUGGACGAAUUUUGCCAAAUAUGGAAAACCAACCAUUAUUACUUCAGAACUUUUACCCACUCAUUGGCUGCCAGUGGUUAACGACACAGUUCUUCGUUAUUUAAACAUCGGUGAGGAUUUGACAAUGCAGUCAGUGUUAAACAUAGAAGAAAAAUUUGCGUUAGCUCGAAAUAUUAAAAUUUAAAGUAUAUAAUCUCACUGAAUGUAUAUCAAUAACCUUUUAAAGUUCAUGGAAUGUAAUAAUUUUCACAUAUAUAACCUCGAAAAAAAAAAAUAUAUUGCAUUCCUCUGUAUUCGUAUUACUGCUGUUUCCAAUAUUGUUCAAAGUACAGUAUUGAAAAAAACCUAAAA